Messenger RNA from Akanthomyces muscarius, 2034 nucleotides. RefSeq lists its product as uncharacterized. The record is from RefSeq and is a predicted model, not a curated record. Gene Ontology annotation, cellular component: nucleus; cytoplasm; nucleotide-activated protein kinase complex. Gene Ontology annotation, biological process: signal transduction. The coding region runs from base 1 to 2034 and encodes 677 amino acids. The transcript has 3 exons. NCBI's taxonomy places the organism in Eukaryota, Fungi, Ascomycota, Sordariomycetes, Hypocreales, Cordycipitaceae. Gene Ontology annotation, molecular function: protein kinase binding.
AUGGGCAGCUAUACGUUCAAGUGGGAACACCCCGCGGAAGAAGUUUACGUUACCGGUACUUUCGACAACUGGACCAAGAGUGUUAAGCUCGAGAAGCAAGGCGGCAUCUUCGAAAAGACUGUCAGCCUCGAAAUCCCAUCCGACAAGAUCUACUAUAAGUUUGUCGUCGACAACAACUGGACCACCAACGAGUCGUCUCCGAAAGAGGCGGACAAGGAGGGCAACGUCAACAACUUCCUUACUUCCGAGCUCAUUGCUGCUUCGACGCUUUCAACCGCCGCCAUCAACACCGUCGGCCCAGGAUCCACCACCGCUGCAAUGGCCAGUCAACAACCCCUCGAGAAGGACAAGCUUGUAGGAAUCAACCCUCUACCUGCCUCGGAGACCGGAGUAAACCCCAUCAGCCUGAAACCCGGCGAAAAGGUCCCGCAGGAGCUUACUGCUGGCGACAUCCACAAGCAUGUCAAACUGGACAAAGAGUCAUACGAGAAAAGUGAUUCUCUCGUCGGAAUUCCCAACCCUGUCGAUGUCGCUGCAGCAGGCCCCAACGCUAUUCCCGAAUCAGGCUUGCCAAUGUCCCAGAACGCAACUAUCAACACUGUUGCCCCUGGCGCUACCACUGCUGCUCUAGCUGGCCAGGUUCCUCUAGAGUCCAAGGCUGCUGAGCCCACCUCUGGGUCCGACGACAAGAAGAAGAAGAAGAACAAGAAGAAAAACGAGAAGAAGAAGCAGAAGAAGGCUGCUGCCGCCGCCAACGGCAACGGCAAUGCUAACGCCGACGACGACGACAAUGAAGACGAUCAAAGCGAUGCGGCUGCGCAAAAGGGCGAUCACAGCGCUGCUGCCACUGCUGCUACUGUCGGUGGAAGUGUUGCCGCCGUCGCCGCCGCCGUCGCCGCCGGUGCUACCGUCGCCGCUGGUAAGGUCGGCGAGCAGGCUGCUCCCACUUUUGACGCCGCCAAAUCUGCUGCCGCCGAGGCCAUCAACAACAAUCUGCCUGAUGCCGCCAAGGAGAAGCUCCCUGAUCAGGCCAAGCAGUUGCUUGGCCACACCGCCGAAGAUGUCCCCGUCGAGGUUAAGGAGUCCAUUCAGGCGGCAGGUAAGAGCCCCGAGGCUGCUGCAAACGCGACUGCCGUCGAGGAAAAGAAAACUGUCGAGUCUGAGCUUCUCAGAGAGGUCAAGCCCGCUCCCGCCGCCGCUGCGCCCCAAGCCAAGGAGGUGCUUAGCCAGCAGGAGCCUGCCAAGGACGUACCUGCCGAGGUCAAGGAGUCCAUCCAGGAGGCUGGGAGGGGCCCCGAAGCUGCUGCCAACGCUACUGCUGUUGAGGAGAAGAAGGCUGUCGAGUCUGAGCUUCUCAAAGAGGUCAAGCCCGCUCCCGCGGCCGAUGUUUCCAAGGCUAAGGAGACGCCAGUCGUGACGGCUGUCGACAACGGUACCAAGAAGCCCGCAGAGAAGCCUGCCGAGACCAUCAAGGCUCCUGCUCUCGCUGCUGUACCCGUCGUGGCUCCUGGCACAGUCCACCAAGUAAAGCCUGCUGAAAAUGGCGCUGCAAAGGCUGCAAGCGAAACUUCCGCCGCCAAGCCUACCGAGACCAAGGUCACUGUUUCUAAGCCUGUGACUCUUACGCCUGCCCCCCAGGCUGUUGAGACCAAGCCUGCCGAUGCCCCUGUCUCCCAGGCUACCGAGAGCAAGACGUCAGAUGCUUCUGCUCCCACGGUAGCAGAGGUCCCUAAACCUGUGGAGACGACACCUGCCGUUUCCAAGCCUGUCGAGACCAAGGCGGCAGAUGUCUCUGCCCCCAAGGUUGCAGAGGUCCCCAAGCCUACCGAGACGACACCCGCCGUUUCCAAGCCUGUCGAGACUAAGCCCUCUGAGAAGCCUGCGGCCGCUACUCAGUCUGCCGCCAAUGGCUCUGGCUCCAAGCAUGCUCCUGCUGCUACCGCGGAUAAGGCUCAGACAGCCGCCGAGAAAAAGAAGGGUCGUCUGAGCACCUUCAUCAGCAAGAUCAAGGGCAAGCUGUCGGACAAGAACUAG